AUGCCUGGAAAACUCGUUAUUGAAAGACCGUUGAGUCCGGGAGAAAACUUCUUCCGGUGCCGGACGAAUCAAGGCUUCUACUAUAACUUCGCUAGUGUCGCUGCCUUCUCCAGGGACGUGACCCAGGAUUUACCUUUGUUGUUCCGAGCACUCAGAAAAUCACUUUUGGACUAUCAUGUGUUCAUAUGCAAUGUUUUCAGGGACCCCGAAGCGGAGGCCAGUCUCGUGCGGCCCAUGAAAAUGGCCAGCUUUGGCGAUCUUGUGCAGUUUCAGCCAGAGCUGUUUUCCCCACAUGGGGCCCCGGUGCCCGAAACGUGUCUUCAUGAUCUCUGCAGAACAGAGCUCUUUCAUUUGAACGUGGAAAAGCCGCUUUUCAAAAUCUUCGUGUACGGCACGCACGAUGUAGCAGCGGCGUUUGAACACACGCUAUUUGACGGCGUGGUGGCGCUGUAUUUGCAGGAGAUUCUUCUUGAGAACUUGGCAUACUGCGAUGACCCGGCAAACUCCCGCGAGUACUCCGAAAAAUAUGGACCGGCGCCAGCUUGUGUCGAUUUGUCCACUGUGAUCUUCAGCUAUUCCGACGAUGCAAAGUACUUGUGCAACUCGCUCCCACCGCCUUUGGAGACCGUGAUGCAGGAUCUCAAUGUAGACUUCACGGACAACGAUCCCCGCCACUACUCCCGAGUAGCCCCUGAGGGAUACCCGGAGAAGUGGCCGGGCAGGUUCCCUGCAUCGAAAGACGUGCACGUGGCGUUCAAGACAAUCAACAUACCCGCGGGCGAUUUUGCCCGGGUCUUGGAAAAAUGCAAACAAAACGGCGUCACGUUCACGGCGUACCUCAACUUGAUCCAGGCGCUUGUGUUGCGGCCAAUCUUCGGGGAGAAGCACCAUAGUCUGAGCUUGGUGGCCAUCACUUUGCGCCGGUUCCUUUCGCCCGAGAAAGUGGCCGACGGGUAUAAGGACAUUGUGGCCAGAAGCGACUACCGCAUCUGCGGCAUGUAUGCCAACAUGGGUGUGCCGGAACUCCUUCCUCCAGUGCAGCAGUUCUCGUGGGAUCACGUGCGUGCCAUCAACGGCAGGUUGGCCCAAAGCGUCAGAAACGAUAGGCUCUUGAGCAUGUCCAGGCGGUGGUAUUUGGAGUCCAGUCCCGAGGGAGACAACGCUGAGUUUUUUGGUCCUGCCUUGGGCAAAAACGUUGCUGACGCAGUGAAGAUAUCCAACUUGGGCCUUGCCCGUUUUCCUGUGUACGGGAACAAUAGUGGAAAGGAGCCCUGGACCGUGAACGACAUCGUUUUUGCUCAGGACCUUGCACCUAAUGCUGCACACUUUGUUUUCAACGCGGUCUCUUCUGCUCGGGGAGGCCUCAACAUCGUCAUGUCGUACUUCGACCACCGGUUUGAUGAUUGUGAGCACGAGAAUUUCGACGCGUAUCCUGGGAUGUUGAAGCGUCUUUUGCUUGAGCACGCGGGCCUUUGA
Messenger RNA from Metschnikowia bicuspidata var. bicuspidata NRRL YB-4993, 1476 nucleotides. RefSeq lists its product as uncharacterized. The transcript has a single exon. Bases 1 to 1476 code for a protein of 491 amino acids. The record is from RefSeq and is a predicted model, not a curated record. Lineage: Eukaryota; Fungi; Ascomycota; Pichiomycetes; Serinales; Metschnikowiaceae. Gene Ontology annotation, molecular function: N-acetyltransferase activity.